Messenger RNA from Paramisgurnus dabryanus, 2000 nucleotides. RefSeq names its product interferon-induced protein with tetratricopeptide repeats 9 (gene ifit9). Lineage: Eukaryota; Metazoa; Chordata; Actinopteri; Cypriniformes; Cobitidae. Gene Ontology annotation, molecular function: protein binding. Gene Ontology annotation, biological process: defense response to virus. Gene Ontology annotation, cellular component: cytosol. The record is from RefSeq and is a predicted model, not a curated record.
GGUCAUUUAACACAAACCCGAAACUUACUGUACGCGUUUAGUUUCGUUUUCCAGACACUGAAUGUGAAGGCGCGGUUUCAACAUUAGGAGUCUCCACGACAUCGGGCAUACAAACUACUCGUUUUCCUGGUAUUAAAAUAAGCAACAAAGACAUGGAAUCUAAACUCAGUCAGCUGGAAUGCCUUUUUACAUGGCGGGUGGAAAAAUCCGACAUAAGAGAUUUUAAAAUCUUGCCAGAGAAACUUCUUGACAGAAUCAAAUCUACCCCACAGAAGUAUCAUGCCACAUAUUUCAACAUUCUGGCAUUUGUCAACCACUUGGAAGGCAAAACCGAGAGAUCACUGGAUUAUCUUCAACAAGCUGAAGCAGCACUGAAGGAUGAUAAUCAAAAGAAAGAUGUAGACUACCUGGUGACCUUCUCCAGCUUUGCAUGGGUACACUAUCACUUGCACAACCUUGAUGAUGUGGAAAAAUACCUUACCAAGGUGAAAAAUAUAUGCAGGGACAUACCAGAUUCAUCUGAGUACUCCUGCAACCUCCCCUUAAUACAUGGAGAGAAAGGAUGGACCUUUCUGAGGCUUGGCGGGUCAUUUUAUGAACAAGCAAAGGAGAGUUUCUCCAAGGGUCUCGAAGCAGAACCAGACAAUGUAUUGUGUAAUGUGGGCUAUGCAAUAGUGCUAUACAGAAUAGAAGGCAUGAACAAAGAGAGGCCAAUAAGUGCAGAAGACAGUGAAACAGUCACGCAACUCAGAAAAGCUCUAAGCCUGGAACCCACAAAUACUGAAGUCAUGGUGCUGUUGGCCUUGAAACUCCAAUGUUUAAAGAGACAGGAAGCUCAGAAGCUUAUAAAGGAGGCUCUCAAACUGUCCCCUGACGUCCCGCAGGUGACCAGAUACGUGGCUAAGUACUUCAGAGCAGAGGGCUCCAUUAUGGAAUCGCUGUCUAUCCUUGAGAAAGCAGUUGAGUUGACCCCAAACUCCAACUUUCUGCAUCAUCAAAUCGGUCUUUGCCAUAAACAGCGGCUUAUUGAGAUGUUAUCUGAGAGGAGGCCUGGAAGACGCUUUCCUGUCGCUCAAGUAUCCGCUAAGGCAGCCGAGUGUAUCCGGCACUUUUCAAAGGCCGUAGAGCUAAAGCCUUCUAACAUUUACGCCCAAGUGAAUCUUGCAGAGGCCUAUGGGGACAACCGGCAACUCGGAGAAGCAGAGAAAAUAUUUACCAGGCUGAUAAAUGACACAUCUUUCAGCGAAUAUGAAAAACAGCACUGCCACACAUGCUAUGGUGUGUUUUUGCUCUACAAGAGAAAGGAUGAUGACACAGCAGUCUGUCAGUUCAAGAUCGCAUACAAAAUUCCAAUAGACAGCUAUGACAGGAAACAAGCGGGCAAGAAGCUCAGACAAAUUGCGGAGAGGAAUCUCAGCGGCAAGCGCAAAGUCAAGGAGGCAUUCGAGAUUUUGGCCUUUGUAUCUUCUGAAGACAAACAAGAGGCACAAGCGGCGAUGUAUCUUCAGAGAGCCCAGCAGCACUCAGAUGGUGAUGACCUAGCAGAAACCUUCGCCAAAGGACUGAGACUGAAACCCUAACUGAACUUUACUCGUACGCGCUUUUAGCAAAAACUUAAAAUAGCAUUAAUAUAAUACUAUAAUCAAGGCUAUUUUAAAAUGUCUUAUUUGUAAACAAGCUUCUGAUCUUUAUUGUAAUACAGGCAACAUUUAUUGAAUAAAUCCUGAAGGGCGGUACAGUUGCCUCACAGCAAGAAGGCCAUUGGUUUAAGAUCUACUUUUUCCCUAAACUGUUCACUUUACACAUAACCUUUUUUACAUUUUCGUCAAUGGACAUUUUCACUUAAUUAUGAGUGUAUGUGACUGUUAAGUGCAAGCCUAAAAGAUCACAGUUCUGUAUGUGCAUGUUUGUUCCCUCUGAGAUGUUAUGGACAGCAGACUUUCUUUUGUGUCCCAGCAACUUAUUAUAACUGCAAAACAAUAAAUUGUUAUACACUAUGA